GAUGAUUGCUAAGACUAACGCUAUAAUUAGGAAACAGAUGGCCAUAAUUGGUUCUUAUUGUGAUUUUGGUGCGACGUGGAACUAUUUUAGGUGUGUCUUUUUCACAGCGUCUGUUUUCCCCAUUUUUACUUUGCUUUUUGCUAUCUUCCUCCUAUUGACGUCUUCUCAACAACAGAAUCUGAUGCAUUUUUAUUAUACUUGUCUUAAAAGGAUUUAUCAUGUGACACAAUUAAACGACAUUCUCUUUUCUCAUUACUAUAGUGAAAUUUCGUUAGAGGAGAGAUACGCUAAGUACUGGAAAAGAUUCACGGAUGUGCUACUUACUUCUGUAGAUGGUGAUAUCCUAAUAGAGCCGGGUUCCUUAAGCGUGUUUAGAGAACAAUGGCUGAAUAAGAAUUAUAUUAUCAAAAACAUUUUCGUUCAAAACGAUUUAUAUCACAUAAGUCUGUAUUCGUCAAAUGUGCUCUAUCGGUAGAAAACAGUAUCGAAUGUUCGCUACCUGACUUAGACGAGGAUGGUCUUGAACUACUUGAAUUUUGUCCCAAAUCUUUUUUACAGUUCAGAUAUAUUUGACGUGUUCACUUUGUUACAUAGUUUUAUUUGUGUGUAUUCUGUUUUCUUAGUUGUAUUAAUUAAUUUAUAGUAAGUUUUUUUCGUGGCUCUCUUAUUUUAUUUUUGUCUUAAUAGACCUACAAAGAGCAGUAAUAAAUAGCAGUAUAUAUAUAUGCUUAUAUAUAUAAAUAUAUAGAUAGAUCUUGCAAUUUUCAUGAUUUCACAAAAUUGUGCAACUGUUUCUGUUUUUGUACAUUCAUCCAUCGGAUUUGUGUUAUAAAAAUAGAAAACCUAUUAAUUGCAUGUUCUAAAAUCGGAUUUGAAAUAAAAAGAUAACAUCUAGAGUAAAAAGAUGAAGAGAACAAUAUGCAAUAAAUAACAUCGCAAGAGAAAGAGACACAAAAAGAGGGAGAGAGAGAGAAAAAAGAAAAGGAGAAGAACAGUACUAUAAUAAACUUAGCAGAAUAACAGGAGUACAAGGGAGAAAAAAGAAUGGAACAGAAAAAAAAAACAAUUUCGGAGAGAAGGAAGAAGAACAAGAAACAGUAAACUACUAUGAGUUUCCAUUAGCUAUCUAUCUCUAAUACAAAAAAAAAGAAGAGAACAUAGUGUUCAGCAAUGAUGAUAGUUUCCAUAUGGGAUAAAAAAAUAAUGUAGUUGAAAAUAUGAGAAGAUCAAUGUAAUUUUUAAAAAAGAAACUAUGUUUUCAAUUGAAUAUUUUAUCAUAUUAUCUACUCGAUUCGUAAUAAAUCAUAAAAUGUAUCGAAACGUCACUGUCUACUUUUGUUGUACAUUAGUACUCAAAUGAAAUCGUCUCGAUUAUAUCGAUAUUCGAAUAGGAAAAACAGAUAUUCGACAAUCUUAGUUGUUUUAUUAUUUCUUCAUUUUAUUGUUAAUUUAGUACCGUUAGUAGCGCCGAUCAAUGUUACUGCUGUUAUGUUAAAUCAGACAACAGCGAAUAUAACAUGGAUGUAUCCAAUUGAUCCAAGCAAUGACGAAGAUCUAUCGUUACUUGGCGGUUAUAUCAAAGGAUUUUAUGUUAUUGUAUUUGCUCCAAAUAGUUUACAACCACCAAUUGUACAUCGAAAUUAUAAGGGUACAAUUGGACAAAUGUAUUGGGAUAUUGUGGGAAAUUUAACGCCUGGCACUACAUAUCAUGCACAAGUAAAAGCAUUUACAAAAAAAGGGGAUGGAAAACCAUCAACAGCUUAUAUAUUUACACCACCGAAAGAAGAUUUCCGUAAGUUUGUUUUAAUUUUAAUUAACAUAACUAAUUUAUCUUAUCUUACAUUUCAAAAGUAG
This is a messenger RNA of Didymodactylos carnosus, 1854 nucleotides long. The record is from the annotation of a GenBank genome assembly. NCBI's taxonomy places the organism in Eukaryota, Metazoa, Rotifera, Eurotatoria, Philodinida, Philodinidae.